Molecule: messenger RNA, 1209 nt
Organism: Babesia microti strain RI
Lineage: Eukaryota; Apicomplexa; Aconoidasida; Piroplasmida; Babesiidae
Product: protein disulfide-isomerase A6
Exons: 9
Coding region: 1-1209 (402 amino acids)
Biological process (GO): response to endoplasmic reticulum stress
Cellular component (GO): endoplasmic reticulum lumen
Molecular function (GO): protein-disulfide reductase activity; protein disulfide isomerase activity
Source: RefSeq, a predicted model, not a curated record
AUGGCUGUUUUAUCAAUUAUUUAUAUAUUUUUUAUAAAACUAGCCGUAUGUAAUGUAUAUAAUCAAUAUUCGAAUGUAAGCGUGUUAGAUUCUGAAGGUUUUGAUGCGCUUCUUCAAUCGGAAGGCACCUUUUUGUGUCAGUUCUACAGUGAAAAUAACAAGAAAGCUAAUGAUUUUGCCAGCGAUUUCAGUAAAUUAUCAGAUAUAUUUUAUGGAAUAAUCAAAGUGGUUGCUACUAGUGACAACUUUUUAGUCAAUAAGCACGGUGGCAACACAUUGCCUUCACUCAAGCUAUUUAUAAAAGUCAAAAAUUCACCUCACAAAGUAGUACCGUAUAUGGGCAAAAAGGAUGUAGAUUCUGUUGCAGCAUUUUUGAGAAAGCAACUAGGAACAUUAAUAAGUAGUAGACUAGGCACUCAGAAAACAGUAAAAAAUGAAGUAAUUACAUUAACUGAUGUUACAUUUAAUCAAAGACUACUAAAAGACAUCGACUCUGUUUGGUUCGUUAUGUUUUACGCCCCUUGGUGUGGGCACUGCAAAGCUCUCAAACCAACAUGGGAUUCACUAGCUUCAAAACUGGGAAACAAAGUAAAAGUGGCAAAAGUUGAUUGCACAACUGAGACAAACAUUGCACAACAGCUAAAAAUACAGGGUUAUCCGACACUAAUAUUAUUCGAAUCUGGGACCAAAAACAUAACAAGUGGCAAACAUUACCAGGGACAACGUACAUUAGCUGAAUUGGAAAGUUUUGCACUAUCGUUUAAACGGAUGAUCCCAGUGGUUCAACUGCUUAAUAAUGAUAUGUUUAUGGAUUCCUGCAAUUCUACAUUGUGCAUAAUAUCUUUCCUACCACACAUACUGGACAGUAGUAUUGCAGAGAGGAAGAAACAAAUUGAAGUUAUUAAAAAAGCUUCAAUGAUCGGAACUGACGCGCCUAUAUCAUUAUUGUGGUCUCAGGGCGGUGAUCAAUACGAUCUAGAAAUGUCACUUAAUUUAUCAUUCGGUUAUCCAGCAAUUGUGGCUUUGAGGAUGGACAAGGAAUUAUAUGUAAUAUAUAAGGGACCAUACACAGAGGAUUCAGUUAGAAAAUUUAUAAGCGGGCUGACGGUCAAAAUAAGCGGGGCUCAAGCCAUUCCCAAUCUUAAACCACUAAUAACAGUUGAUCCAUGGGAUGAAUCUGAUAAUAUUGGUACUAGAACGGAACUUUAA